GUAGGGUUAGUUACGGAUUCGCUUGGAUGUUUUUUCGAGGAUUAGUAAUAUUUGCGUCUGUUUCCAUAGCAACCAUUGCAUUUUUUUUCCCUUCCAAGGCUGCGCUGACCGGACACGUUUUUGUCUAAUUUAACAUAAAAAUGAGGCGUUUUAUAAAAGAGUGGUGGCUCUACGAGAAGUCUCCAUUCCUUCAGCGACUCAGGUCAGCAUGGUCACAGAGAUCAUCACCAGUUCUUUCAGACUGAACUCUCUCAAUCUCAUACUGAAGAUCAGGAACCACCAUGGUCAUCUGAUCCCUCUGAACUGCUCCAUCCCUGCUAACAGCAAACACACACCACAUGUGCUUGAGGUGACUAGGGUCUUUCAGCACGCAACAGCAUCUGAAGAUGUCAUCAUCUGUAGCUGUGAUUUUGUUGCAGUUCGCCCCAAAUCCAGAACUGUUCCUACGACUGUGAUCAACAAGAGCAUGAAGACCAGGCUGCAGGCCAUCGACAGGAGGAUGCAGAAACUAAAUGAUCUGCUGCCUCAGAUUAAACCACGGCACAAUGAAAAACUAAUGCAGGAGAUUGAAAGUCUGAAGCAGAAGUUAACAUUUCUUUAUCAGAGAAUGCAGGUGGCAGAUUCCCACAGCUGGAAAGGGAUGCCGAGCAGAGCCCCCCUGUGGUAAAGGGGGGUGUAGGCCCUUGAAGAGAAAUGACAUUCUCACCCUAGACUGUAUCGUAAUGGGCAAAGUGUAAAAUUGUAGUUAAAUUUGGCCAUUUCUAAUAAAAUAGGUAUGAAUUAUGGUUUGCAUGCUAAUGUAACGAUAAAAUGUACAUAUUAUUUAAUGAACCAUAAAAUGUGAGACUCCAUAGGAAAUAUGAAAUCAAUCUUAUGGAUCUUUGGAUAAUUUAAACCAGAAGAUUGGAACUUUUUAUUGCAGGGAUUAUGUAAUAACUUCGUAUUAACUCAGAGACAAAAGAAAGAGUCAAGUUUUAAAGUUAAGAAGAUUUAUUACUAAACGAUUUAAAACUAGACUAACUUUAAACACUAAACACUCUGUGUGAUGAAUGGAUUUAGGUGUGAAUGAGGCAAGAUUGAUGGUGUAGUGUGGAAUGUUGUUCAGAACCAGCAAAUCUGGAGAAACAACUAGUUCUGAUGGGAGUGAAAUGAGGUUUUCGCUCUAAGCUUUAGGUUGGAGAUUAUAACACACAUUGAGACGCCAUUCUGCCGGUCUACGUACCCUUUGCGGAAGUCCCCGUUAGAUCAGAAAUGUCGAGGUCCAGCUUGACCUUCUCUGGAACCGAAGCCGGAAGCAAGGCAGCGGUUGCCGACCAGACCAGUCUUGAGAUACUCCCAGGUCACGACAGUUUAUUAGCAUCUAGCAAGACCCAAAAAGGGGUCGUGAUGGUUCAGCUUUUAUUCUGAAAGGAACCGUUGCUGCAGGUGGAACAUGCACCAGAUUUAAUCCAGUUUGUCGUUAGGUUCUUUCGGCUGAAGAGGAAAGUUACGGAUUGGCCACUCCGAUAACUUCUCUAGAACGCUUUGGACUCCAGUUAAGAUGACGUGGGGCAUAGUUUUAUAAUUUGGAUGUUUUGAUUUACUGUUGAAUCAGAAAAGGACAACAAUAGGGGAUUUACCAAACACCAACAAAACCACGCCUCGCAUCAGAUCUGGAAGGUUCUGAUUGAAUCAGAAAAGGAAAAUGUGUCAUGUGACUUUAAGCAUUAUGUGGAUGAGAAUGUCUAGUGUCUAGUUUAAAGUCCUAUUACUUAUUAAAAUACUACUGACCAUAAACAUUGUCAUUUCACAGAUUGGUUCACAUUUUAUUAUUGGACUAACACUUUGUUUGAUUAGCUUAUUAAAAAUAGAGAAAGAGUUCUUUGAUUUAUUAUUAUUUAAAGGGAAAGAGUUCUGUCUUCUUUCUUAUGCUGUUCGGAGAAGAACAGUUUAGAUAAGAGCAAAGCAUGAGUGGCCUGGGCCCAUGUCUUGUAGAAUAGGCCUGUGUCAGUAACUUAUGGUUUUACUUGGGCAGAGCAAAUAGAGCAGGGUCUUUUAGGUCAGAAAUGGACAAUUCAUCACGCUACACUAAAAAUAAUAAAAACAGACGUUGCAUUGUCCUUUUACUGUAAUUAGCUUUGAAUUGCAGAAAACAGGUCAGAUGUGAAAUUCUUAAGCAGCCAGUUACGUAUGAAACUGUCAUUCCUGGAUGUUUGCCCAACAUUCUACUGCAAACAAAAGGCCUUUAAAUCAGCUCAGGCAUGGCUGUAAAUGAGGCAGGUUCAUGGUUAGAGACAUCAGGAUCAGAACAGGAACAAAAACAUGGAGUCAAUAAGACUAACACCAAAUUUCGGGCGACAACUACAUGAAAGUAAAGUUUUAAGUGUUAAAUUAAAAGUACUGAUAGGUAAUAAAACAUAUUUACUGCUAGUGCUGUACCAGUUCCAGUCACCUUUCAUUCAGUGUACGAGUACAAAAACACAAGUCAUGCUGUUGGACUCGAUUCAAAAGACUGCCUCUGGGGGUAUUUGUGAACUAUGAGACAGAAUGGGAUUUAGCAGAUUUGUAAAUGUCAGUUUUGCCUGCAGGUGUUCCUUGUUCAUCGUGUCCGUCUUCAUACCAUCUCCUUGUUUGGACCCAACAAAUCACUCAGCUCCACUUGACUUUUCCACUUCUCUGUUAGAUUGUUAUCUCAGAUGUAAAAAAUAGAUUUCACCCACCCCUGAUGCAUAAAUGUGAUCACGAGGAAGAUUUUUACAUAAAGCCUUUAACGUGUUUGUUCUGCAGCAGUAGCGCUCCUCGAGCACUUACCUACAUAUUUACUGAGCAUUGUUGGGAACAUUUGGUUUGUGUGGCUUUGCCCUGAGGUCAAGGUGGUGAAAACAGUCAUCAUCCACCGCAGAUGUUUAUAGAACUCUUUCACCAGUUUGAGAUUAAAUCUUUCAACCAGUGGUCAUGCCAUCAGUCAGAUAUUUCAGAUAUUUUUACACGGCUUUCCGUUAGCAGUCAGAUCAAAUUAAACAGAUUUUCCUUUACACUGGCUCGUCUGAGCAAAGCCAAAACUAGAUUACUCCUACUUACUACUAAUAGCUAAUUGUUGCAUACAUUUGUUUAACCCUCCCUCUGUCUUUAUUGGUGACCCUGCGAGGAAAGUUGACCGUUAAGUAGGCUCGAUGGUUUAUCCCUUGAGGUCCACGUGGCAGGGGUGAGGUGGUGCUCACUCCUCAUCCCUGUCACAUGGACCCAAGGGAUAAACCAUCAAUCCUGCUCAAUGGUCAACUUUCCUCACGGGGUCACACCCAUUAGGACAGUGGGAGGGUUUAAAUUGUGUGUGUGUGUGUGUGUGUGUGUGUGUGUGUGUGUGUGUGUGUGUGUGUGUGUGUGUGUGUGUGUGUGUGUGUGUGUUUUAAACAGGUAAGUUCUGUUUCUUGGUUAGUUUUCCCCAGCAUUUCUGAAGCAGAGGAGCUGAUACCCUGGUGUUUCUGAACCUGGUUUGGGGCCCUUCGUCCUGUGUGUGAAAUGUAAGAUGGUACAGGGAUUCUAGUGAGGUGGCGCAGAGUCUUUAAAACUCAUAAAAACAACUAAUAAAUGACAAAACUGAUGAGUGAGAUGGUCCAGAGGAACACGUCGUUCAUCUGUUUCCCGCUGAAGAGCGUUCUGCUGCAUUCUGUGCAAGCUUCAAGCAGCAGGACCAGCAUUCAAAACAUAACAAACAUCUUUAUGAGAAGUGAAGGAUUGAAGAGUCCUGCAGAGGUGUCACAUAGAAAAUCUCAGCUUAACAACCAACUCUGAGAUGAGUUCAAGUUUAAAGGUGAAGCCGAAACACGGGUUUGUUAAAAUAUAAACAUCUUGUAUCAGCUUAAGAGAUUUUAUGUGUGUUCAUGUGAUUGCUGUUUCAAUUCCCCUGGCAGAAAUGUAUACAUGGGUGAAGCUAACUCGGAGCAGGAGCUUUUCAGGAAGUUUUCUUCUACCUUCUAUGAAAACUCGAACUCUCCUGACCUCUAUAACAUUUGCUGGGGUACCUCAAGGGUCCGUUCUUGGUCCACUCUUCUCUUUGACAGAUCAUUUGCUGCUGUGGCCUCGUUUACAAAGCAGCUGAAAACUCACCUGUUCUUUUUCACCCUCGUCUUAACCACUGGCGUCUUUUCAUGCUGCAGCUUUUAUGAAUUCUGUCUUUUUAGGGAUUCUGUGACGACCUUUUGGUUUUUCAAUUUUGUUUUCACAUUUUUAAUGUACAUUUCCCUUUUCCCCCAUUUUAAUUAUAUUUCUCAUCAUUUUUAUUUUUUUAUUGUUCUUGUGAAGCACCUCGUGAUUUUUAUCUUGAGAGGCGCUAAAUAAAAGAUCAUUAUUUCUUCUUUGUUGUUCAAUUGUGAAUUCUUGGAUGUCACUAAAAACCCAAGUUUCAAUGAAAGUAAAACAGAAGUGCACAGAAAACAGAAGUUUUCCUUCUAUCUAGGCGUGUGGAAGUGCUUUAAAAAUAAAACAGGAUAUAAUUGAAUACUAGAUAAUUUCUCGUCUCGUCUCAUUUGUUUUCCUAACCAAAAAUGUGUGUUUCUGCGUGUUUGUUGCACAGACGUACUCUAUCGAGUGACAUUCGUCUACAAGGCCUUAAACUUUAUUCAAUCAAUCAAUCAAACUGUAUUUAUAUAGCACUUAAUCAUGUAAUACAUGCAACUCAAAGUGCUUUACAGAUUAAAAAGGCCCCACAUACGCACAUUCCCUCCCAUCCCCAGAAUUUUAAAAACAGUCUGACAAUAAAAACCCCUUCACAACAUUCAUCCUCCGACACACACACACACACACACACACACACACACACACACACACACACACACACACACACACACACACACACACACACACACACACACACA
This is a messenger RNA of Nothobranchius furzeri (turquoise killifish), 4853 nucleotides long. RefSeq lists its product as uncharacterized. The record is from RefSeq and is a predicted model, not a curated record. NCBI's taxonomy places the organism in Eukaryota, Metazoa, Chordata, Actinopteri, Cyprinodontiformes, Nothobranchiidae.